Molecule: messenger RNA, 4141 nt
Organism: Branchiostoma belcheri (Belcher's lancelet)
Lineage: Eukaryota; Metazoa; Chordata; Leptocardii; Amphioxiformes; Branchiostomatidae
Product: short transient receptor potential channel 4-like
Exons: 18
Coding region: 106-3069 (987 amino acids)
Biological process (GO): calcium ion transmembrane transport; manganese ion transport; regulation of cytosolic calcium ion concentration
Cellular component (GO): membrane; cation channel complex
Molecular function (GO): protein binding; store-operated calcium channel activity; inositol 1,4,5 trisphosphate binding
Source: RefSeq, a predicted model, not a curated record
CAGUGAUUGACCCUCCAUUGAAACGGCCAUGUAAGCAGAGCAACCCGUGGUCUACCUCUGAUAACUACUAUUACAAGAGCAACCGGAUGUAGCCGAUGCAAAAACAUGGCGGCCACCAUCCCAGAUGAAGUGUUGCAGGAGGAGGACGCUGACCGGAUCCCGCUGCGGGUGGUUCACCACGAGUCGGACCUGUCGGAGGCGGAGAAGCGCUUCCUGGUGUCCGUGGAGCGGGGAGACUACGCCACGGUGCGCAAAAUCCUGGAGGACUACGGGCCAGAGAUGGACAUCAACUGUACGGACCCUCUGAGCAGGACAGCUCUGCUCAUCGCCAUAGAAAACGAGAACCUGGAGCUGGUGGAGCUACUGGUCUCCUACAACGUCAGGGUGGGCGACGCUUUACUUCACGCCAUCAAGCGGGAGUUUGUCGGAGCCGUGGAACUGCUGCUGAACUGUACUGAAGACAGAACACAAUACAUGAAGUACGUCCAGAGAGAGUCGGACUUCACGGAAGACAUGACGCCGAUCAUCCUGGCCGCGCACAAGAACAACUACGAGAUCCUCAAGCUGCUUCUACAGAAGGGACACCCCAUCCCCAAACCUCAUGACGUCAGGUGCACCUGCCACGAGUGCGCUGAAGGUUACCGUACGGACGCCCUGAGACACUCGCGGCAGAGGUUGAAUGUGUACCGGGCUCUGGCCAGUCCCAGCCUGAUCAUGCUCUCGAGUGACGACCCCAUCCUGACGGCGUUUCAACUCAGCUGGGAGCUAAGGGGGUUGUCAACCUUAGAGAACGAGUUUAAGUCGGAGUACGAGCAGCUGUCCAAGCAGUGUAAGAAGUUCGCCUCGGACCUGCUGAGCCACACGCGGGGCACCAGGGAACUGCAGGUCAUCCUCAACCACUCAGACGACAUGGUGGAGUCAGCCACCAGCAGUAACUCACUGGCCAGGCUCAAACUCGCCAUCAAAUACCACCAGAAAGAGUUCGUAUCCCAGCCUAACUGCCAGCAGCUGCUGUCGUCCAUGUGGUACGAGGGGUUCCCGUCAUGGCGGCGGAAGCACUGGGCCGUCAAGGUUCUGAUCUGCGCCUCCAUCGCCCUGGCCUUCCCCCUGCUCGGUAUCUGCUACCUCUGCGCACCCAAGAGCUCCCUGGGCAAGCUUAUACGGAAGCCGUUCCUGAAGUUCAUCUGCCACACGACGUCGUACCUGUUCUUCCUGGCUCUGCUGUACCUGGCCUCCAACCCCGCCCUGGUGGGGGACGAGGACGUGGACAGACCCAACCUGCAGGGCCCGGUACCCAACACCGUGGAGUGGAUGAUCUUCGUCUGGGUUCUCGGUAUGAUCUGGGGAGAGAUUAAGCAGCUGUGGGAGGCGGGACUGAAGGAGUACAUUAGUGACCAGUGGAACGUCAUGGACUUUAUCAUGAACUCACUCUACGUGGCCACCAUCGCGCUCAGAGUCGUCUCUUAUAUCAAGUUUAAGGACGAGACACUGAGCAGUCGGAACGGGACGGCGCUCCACCCCCGCUCCACGUGGCAGGCGGACCACCCUACCCUGGUGGCGGAAGGUCUCUUCGCUACAGCAAACAUCUUCAGCUCGCUCAGGGUCAUCUUUCUAUUCACCUCCAACUCCCAUCUGGGACCGCUGCAGAUAUCCUUAGGGAGGAUGGGGUUCGACAUAGUCAAGGUCCUGUUCAUCUACUUCCUGGUGCUGUUCGCCUUCGCUAACGGCCUGAACCAGCUGUACUUCCCGUAUAACAACAACAACGGGUCCCUGCAGACGGACGGGAACGACUACUACUGCUACGGCGUGCGCUGCCACGACCAGAACAACGCGUUCUCGAGUUUGUGGGAAACCCUUCAAGCUCUGUUCUGGUCCCUGUUCGGGCUGGUCAACCUGUACGUGACCAAAGUGGAGAACGCGCAGGGCUACAAACACGCCUUCACGGAGUUCGUGGGAACGUGGAUGUUCGGGGCCUACAACGUCAUCGCUCUCAUCGUGCUCCUCAACAUGCUCAUUGCUAUGAUGAACAACUCCUAUCAACACAUAGCGGACCACGCUGAUACGGAAUGGAAGUUCGCGCGGACCAAACUGUGGCUGAGUUACUUUGAGGAGGGUGGAACUCUGCCCCCUCCCUUCAACAUCGUCCCCAGUCCCAAGUUCUUCUGGUACACCAUCAUGUGGGUCAAGAACAGCUGCUCCGAGAUCUGCAACUUCAGGAAGAAACAGCUCAACAGGAUGAGGUCCAUAGGGAAAAUGACAGCCAUCAAGCUCAGAAAGGACAUGGCAUACAAGGACGUCAUUCAGAACCUGGUGCGGAGAUACAUUGCGAACGAGAUCAGGGACCGGGAAAGCUCAGAAGGUCUGUGUGAAGACGACAUCAACGAGUUGAAGCAGGACAUCUCGAGUUUCCGGUACGAGAUGCUGGCUCUGCUGAAGUCUGACGGUGGGGAGGGGGGUCUGGACCUGCUGCAGGACGAGAGACCGUCUCGGAGGAAGCGGCGGACCGGGAAGUACAGCCUGGAGUCACUGUCUCAGCCGCGAUCCCGCUCUAUGAACAACCUGGACCGCCUAGAGGAGCGCCCGGCUGCCGAGGACACGGACUCCGCCAAGGUGUGUCUGUCCCGGCCGCUGGCUGCAGCUGCCGUCAGGUCCGUGUUUCCCGUGUUGGAACAGAGGCAGAGGAACGUGAUGAACGGGCAGGUGGCCGGGACGGUGGAACGGACCUGGUCCCAGGGAAACCCAGCCGUCCUGCAGGACGGCAACCCGCUGCUGCUACAGACCGAGCGGGUGUCCAGCAUGGGCAGGAUUAGUAGGACAUUUGUCACGCUGGCGUCCCCCGUUCUCGGGCGGAGAAGGCGACAGCAGAGGAAAGAUUUGGACGAGAGGACAGAAGAAGACACGGAGCUGGGCGCCAUGUCUCGCGCCGACAGGAACUAUGCCAACGAAAACGACAUGGCGAUCGUCUCCACGUGUGCGCCAAUCGCGGAAAUAGACGACGCUGCGGACGAAGAGCCUUCUGGUGAGGAAACCAGCUCGUCUGAGUCUGCACCGCGACAUGACGUCGUUUGAGGAAGUGAGAGAACGUCUUUACGCCGCACACCUGCUGCAAGGUGUGUCUGGCCGACAAACAAUACAGACUUUCAACACUUUCCGAUAGGAUCCACGCGGAGGUUUGGAUUUCCAGCAGGACUGUUGUUCAACACUGGAGACAGAUUUUUCAAAACGUUCCUAGGAUUUACCUCAGGAAGCAAGCCGAGCGCGACAAAGUAACUUCUGACUGGGGUGCUGAACGCUUUAGGACACUUGUGUGGAGUUACUCUUCACUUGCGAGAACUUUUCUUGAACGUGCGGGAGCGCCAGAGAUCACUGCUCACAACGGUAAACAGAAAGCCGCGCAGGAGGAAGAGAAAAAGUUCGUCUUCUGAACUUUCUCUUGAGUUGACAGUCGCCGCGCCUACAUACGCGUGUUACUUGAGAUUCUGUAAGAUAUUUCGGAUUGGGAGUUCUUAAAGGCAUUCGUUUGUAGGAUGCACCACGUCUAGAGGAACGGAUAUUCCGGGACACAGGAACACUCCGGACAAGAGGACACAAAGAACCCAGAUCUCAACGUGUCAACGUCAUUACCAUUUUCUUAUAAACAAGGAUUUAGAAAAACUCAAGUCAUAUUCUUGGAAGACAACUGUACGUACUAGAUAGGUCAGAAUUUUAAACGGAUUUCCUUAGCUUUUACUUCUAUAUGUCAGUGUACGACCGAAUACAUUAUAUGACGGUGCUGCACAGCUGUUGAUGGCGUCAUCAAAAUAGGUUGUGACAUCACGGAAUAGGUUGAUGACGGGACCUGACGUCAUCGGAAUGGUGACAUCGUCAUUUCUGCAUCCAAAGUGGAGUUUAUUUAGAAGCAUGACGGGAAAUCGGAGUAGUUUUAACCUUUGACCAGCCAAGUUGACCUUUGACCUGCCAACUGUAGUGCCUUUCACGAGUCUGUGCAAAGUGCGUGUUGUUUUCUUACUGUAAAUAGUGAAAUUUGUACGACAAGCUGCUAAUAUAUGAAUGUAACUGUGCUGCGACGCUUCUACUGCGGUGAAAACAAUAUAACACUGGUCAUGAUAACUUACAAAGUAGAAAGUAAUUUUGGACUUUU